Molecule: messenger RNA, 5230 nt
Organism: Protopterus annectens (West African lungfish)
Lineage: Eukaryota; Metazoa; Chordata; Ceratodontiformes; Protopteridae
Gene: CCHR9.PART0H6orf47
Product: chromosome chr9.part0 C6orf47 homolog
Exons: 1
Coding region: 413-1282 (289 amino acids)
Source: RefSeq, a predicted model, not a curated record
CCUGCAAGGGCAGGGCUGGGCUCCCAGCUGUUUCCUGCUACUUCAGAGCACUGCAUUCGAGUGGAGAGAAAGAAAGCUACGGAAAGGAUGUGAGUGGAAGGGACAGUGAGAGCAGUAAAAGUUUCUCGAGAAAAUUUUAGAACCCUAUGAGAGAACUGGCAGGGAAUCAAUCAAAUGUACAUUCAGAAAGACUUGAUAAAAUGUGUUUACUUGCUCAUCUGAUUCGUGCUUAUUAUUUUACAUUUGUUCUUUGAAUCCUGUGAGCCAGCAAAGGGCUGAAACUGAGUGGAGAUAUUUAUCAGCAGCUUAGUCAGUGAGAAAACAUCCACAUUUCAAAAAACAGGAAUUGUCUGUGCCUAUUCAGCAAGCUCACUCCAUUUCAUUGUACUGCAGCAUUGUGGGUAGUAUCCAAAUGUUGCUAAGGGAAACUUUUAACUGGCUUACAUCUUUACCCAUGCCCUUAGGAUGGAGGAAGAAGAAGAAAGAGCUGGAUUUUCAUGAGGGAGAAGAUGAAGAAGAAAAAGUUGUGGAAGCCAAACCAGUGGAGCAAAGAUACUGGUUCAGCUGGCUGAGUCAUAUUCUAGGUGGACGGGAUCAGCACCCUAACACUGGCUGUUUGGAAGCUGUGGGGGAGCAAAAGACACGUUGGUUUAGUCUGUGGAGAGGCAGCAGUAGCCAGACUGUGGAUACAGGUGAGCCAGAGCUGAAACGGGCACACUGGCUGAGUCUGUGGAACCAUAGUAACCAGCCUGUAGACGUGGGUGAGCUUGAGCAGAAACAGACUCAUUGGCGGAGUCUGUGGAGCAGCAGUAACAGCCAUGCUGGAGGUGAUCACAAUCCAGGGACAAAUAACGAGGGCACAGAGAAACAACUGCUGCAAGGUACGCUAGCAGGACUGGAUGUCAACAGUCCUGAGUAUUUUGAGAUCUGCUUCAACUUCAUCCGCCACGUUUUUGACCUCUUUGUGGUUGGCUUCCUCUCUGUCUGUUCUCCAUUCUUCAGAAUUCUGUUGGAUAUCAUCAGCAUCCAGGGAGUGUUGAAACUGUGGUUGCACGGUAUAGCUAUGUUCCUGGUGGCCACAUUUGGCAUGGGCCUUGUCCUUUGGGUUGUUCAAACUUACAUUUUACAGUUUGCUUGCUUAUUUGGCCUUUUGCAAGUUAUGGUACUAUGGGUCAGCCUAAGGAACCAGAUGGAAAUGACAGUGGAGGGAGGGGAAGAAGAACAGCAACAGAAUGACCCCCCAUCAUCAGAAAAAGAACCAAGUGAUUUUAAUGUAAAGUGAUUUAUGAAAGGAAACUCAGAAAACAGUAUAACAUUCUUCUGGUUUGUCCAAAAGGGAGCUGGUCUGCCUUGGUGAAUUUUGUAAGCACAAGGGCUUUUUGUAUCUGUUCAUGUGUCAAAGUCUUCAAAGAAUUGAGCCAGUCAAGAAAGAAAAGGAAUACAUUUUUUUUAAAUUAAGUAAUGUGAACAGUACGAUGUCACACACCCUUCUGUUCUGACUGCAUUAUGAGAGCCAGUGAAAGCAGUUAAGGUGAACCUUGGCUGUGUUUCCAUAAACUUUCUCUUUCUGAAUUAUGCUUCAGGGUGCUUGCAAACUGUAAGAGAGAGAGAGAGCUGUGGUAAGCCCUUUUGGGGUGGUGAAUGGUAUGUCUCCUUGUCCACCUGUGCCAGGGAAUGGGUUGGAUAGUGCAAAGUACAGGACAUGGUUUUGGCCUGUCCCUUAUAAACCAUGACACCAGCAGAUAUGUUUUAAAUCAUCCUGUUGCAGAAAACUAUGUGAAAUGGUGUGCUUUUUUUUUUUUUUAAUGUUGGGAUUUUAUGUGUAAGUAAUACAUUCAAAAGAUGUACCGAUAGUGGAAUUUUUAGAUUCUGAUUUGAGUGAGCCAGAAACUAUUGUAUGUUUUUUAUAUAUAUAUAUAUAUAUAUAUAUAUAUAUAUAUAUAUAUAUAUAUAUAUAUAUAUAUACACACAUACACAAAAGUGAAACCAAACAUUCUAAUGCUGUACUGAAAAAGACUUUUGUAAUUGAUAAUUAAAAUUGAAGACGGUACCUGAAUACUUUCUGUUUAGAGUUAAAUUCUGCAGAGCUAUAAUUUCUAACUCCCUGAAACUUACAAAGCCUGCCUCAGAACAGUUUUGGGUGGGGUUGGUACACACCACCAGUAAGCAUUUGUCCUCGCUGUUCAUUUGUGAUGAUUUAGUUCUCUGUUAUUGUGACAUCCAUAUAUUUUUACUGCAGUGCUUGCUGUGAGCAUAGACCUCAGCAAACUAAGAAGUAAUACAAUUGGGAUAGCAGAAAAAGUGUUGCACAGAUUUAAUUCCUGACAGAAGUCAGAUAGAAAACUAGCUGUUCACCACUUUGUGCGUAGCUAAACUUUUUUAAAGUAAAACAUUAAUCUUGAGUGUAUUAGUUCUAGAAAAUUAACACUGACUACUGCUUCUGAAAGUCUGCAGUUAUUACUUAAAAAGCAAUGUUAGCUCUGUUGUUAAAACCCCUCUACAAAAAAUAGUAGAAAAUAUUAAAAAAAUCGGAUGUCUGUCAGAAGUGUAGGUUACAUUACUAACUAAAACAAUUAUUAUUAAUUUAAAUAAUGCCUGCUGCAUCAUCUAAUGAGCUUCCCAUUUGUAGAGUCUGGAUUCAUUUGCAGUUUUAGGAUGUUCAUAUUUCCUGUUUGCAUGUGGGACUAAACUGUAAGUAGAAGAUUAUAGUAUCUUAUUACGUGUGGAAUUUUUAGCAGUUUUUUCCCCCAGAGGAUUAAGGCUAUGAGCAGCUAAUGAGAUUCUCAUGAAAAUGGAGUUUGGUUCCCUCCACCUCCAUUUGCUUACUGUGUGACUUGAGCAAAUCACUUAAUCAGACAGUACUCCUUUCUCACCCCUGAAAAAGGCUUAUGCCUAGAGGAUUUACCCAGUUAACAAUAAUGAUUUAAAAAAUAAAAAUAUACAUUAUGAAUACCAGCCCACAGCAUCUUUAGAAGAGGGAAAAAACUUGCAUUUUGAAAUGAACAUUACUGUUAAAACAUGUAUCACACAAAACACGUAAACAAGGUUACUGUCUACUGCUGUUUUUUUUGGUUUUCUGUUUUUCACAAAAGAGGUGAAUUUUUGGGGAAGGAGCCAUCUUGCUUUGCUGCCUUUAAAGCUUGGGUCGUCCUUAGAGAAUGCAUUUUUUAUAUGUCUAAGUCUGACAAUUUGCUCCUAGCACUGACAAUAGAUUAGAAUUAAGAUGCAUUCUGAGACAGACUAAUUUACUGUUGUGAAGUUACCUUAUUCCAGACCUUUUGCAACUUUGCCCUCAGUAUUUUUUUUUCUCUGUGCAUGUGCUGUAGUUUGUUUAAUUUGAAAAUGUGUACUUGAGGAAAAUUUUCCAAGGCAGUGUAACAUAUAUUUCAAACCAUAUAUUUCUGUGGUCUUGGUGGUCAACUAAAUCAGAGCCCAACUUUCCUGGAUACGAUACAGCUAUCCCAGGAUCCUUUGCUUUCAUCCCACAAAGUGAUGCAGCUGAAUCUUGGUAAGGUCACAUUUAUAGACUUCUAGUUUUAGGAGAGGCCUUCUCUGACAAUUUUGUAGUGCAGUUCUGAGAAAAAAAGUUAAGUUGCUUAACUAGAUUUGAAUGUUAAAUGUUGCACAUGUCACAUUUAUGAAGCAGUUGUUGGUAACAUCUGUUGCAUGCCUUCAUGUUAUACUCUUACUUGGUACGUACUGCUACCAAGUGUUAGAAAUCACUCCUGUUCAAGUACUUUGUGGCAUGUAGUAGCAUUUUGUUAUUUCUGAUGUGUUGUGGAUACCUCUAACCCCUUGACAGCAGAGUGAAAAUUGUUAUUGCAGCCUUAGACAACCACGACCGGUCAUUGCACUGAUUGAUACUAAUACCCGAGAGAUGCAAUUUUUCCAGUAAUAACUUUUGUGAGAGAAUAAUUUUGUAUAUCAGCACAGGUUUUCAGGAAGAGUGAUAAUACUAACUUACUUGCUCUUGAAUGCUGACUCUUGAAACAAACUGAUUUGAUAAUCUCAUCUGCCACUAGUAUGCAUAUACACCCACAGGAGAAGAAAAGAGGGCCUGAGGUUUGGUAGUGGUGAUUUUCUAAUCUGUGUACUAUGUACACGUGGGUUUCCCCUUUCGGUGUAGGAUCGAGAAUUGCUUCGUUUAUAACUACUCAAGUACACUUGCAUGAUACUGUUGGCUGCUGUUUGUGUGCUUGUUGCAUGUUGUAGCAAUGAAUGAAACAUCACAUUUCACUGUUUAAUGCUUACCGUGCAAUCACAGCAACUUGAAGAACGAGCGAACCAUAUCUGUCUCUAUUUUGUAGCGGCUCUUCUUCCUCCAAGUCGUGAUAAUAUCAGAAGGAGAAUAAUAAGGAAAGGAUGUUUGAGGUGGGUGAAGUCCCUGACAUGGAGUUAUAGUGUGGCUUGCCCCUUCUGCUAAAGCACUUACUUUUGUUUGCAGUUGCUGUGUGUUUGCAAGAAACUGUUUUCUUUACUGAUAGUCAUGCUCAGAAUGGUUCCACAGUCAAGGAAAUAGGGAUUGAGCAAGUGUAUCCUAAUUAGAUGGGUUUUGGUAUAUCGUAGUGGAACUGCUUUCCAGUGAUAAACCAAAUGGGUUUUGAUUUCUGAAAUACUUUUCUCUGACUUCAGCAUUAGUUAUGAUUACUGAUAUUGUGAAAUGGGAGUACAGGGGUACAGUCUAAAGUGACUAUUUUGAGUCUCAUUCUGACCCACUUGUGUUAUAGAUAGCCAGUUUAGUAUAGCCAGUCAAGUCCGUGUUUUGGGGUGGUGAUACAAAAUGAGAGUACCCUGAAAAAGUACAUGCUGAUUGUCCAUACUUCACACAUGCAGAGCUUGGGGAGCAGGACUGAACCCCAGACUCUGGAACUGACAUAGAAAGUUUUACUACUGAGGCAUCAUGUUCUCCAGUGUGUGUGUGUGUGUGUGGGGGGGGGAUCAAUGUAUACCUUUCAGAAAUUGUCUAGAUGCAUGACUUUUUAUUUUGUAAUGACUUUGCUGUGCUGUUACCGAGCACACUGCCUUGUAAAUAAUACUUUUUCUCUACAUCUUAUUUGUAAUCACAUUUCUCUGGCAUUAUAACACUAUUGCCAUAAGAACAAACUGUGAUAUCACAAUCUAAGCAUUGUUAUUUCAGAGUAGAAGUGAGACACUGGCUUCCGUACAUAUACCAGUGUCUCCUCCAAUCAUCCCACUUCUGUGCAUAUGCUGUCAUUAUUUAAUGAAAAAC